This is a messenger RNA of Mus caroli (Ryukyu mouse), 1248 nucleotides long. It is a transcript of the gene Rfc3, whose product is annotated as replication factor C subunit 3. Gene Ontology annotation, molecular function: DNA clamp loader activity; DNA binding; ATP hydrolysis activity. The record is from RefSeq and is a predicted model, not a curated record. Gene Ontology annotation, cellular component: DNA replication factor C complex; nucleus. Gene Ontology annotation, biological process: DNA repair; DNA-templated DNA replication. Lineage: Eukaryota; Metazoa; Chordata; Mammalia; Rodentia; Muridae.
GAAGUGACGUCGCACGCUUUCGCGCUCGCGGGAAAACUCUACUGUUUAAGUGGCGGGCUGCCGGUGCGACUGUGGAGCGGUCAUGAGCCUCUGGGUGGACAAGUACCGGCCGAGCUCCCUUGCCCGGUUGGACUAUCACAAGGAACAGGCAGCACAGCUGCGCAACCUGGUGCAGUGUGGAGACUUUCCUCACCUCUUAGUAUAUGGACCAUCAGGUGCUGGAAAAAAGACAAGAAUUAUGUGUAUUCUACGUGAACUUUAUGGUAUCGGGGUGGAAAAACUGAGAAUUGAGCAUCAGACUAUCACAACCCCAUCUAAAAAAAAAAUUGAAAUCAGCACCAUCGCAAGCAACUACCACCUUGAAGUUAAUCCCAGUGAUGCGGGGAACAGCGACCGAGUUGUAAUUCAGGAGAUGCUGAAGACAGUGGCCCAGUCACAACAGCUUGAAACCAGCUCACAAAGAGACUUCAAAGUGGUAUUAUUGACAGAGGUGGACAAACUCACAAAGGAUGCUCAGCAUGCCUUGCGCAGAACUAUGGAGAAGUAUAUGUCUACCUGCAGGCUCAUCUUGUGCUGCAAUUCCACAUCCAAGGUGAUACCCCCAAUCCGAAGCAGGUGCCUGGCAGUUCGUGUGCCUGCUCCCAGCAUCGAAGAUAUUUGCAGUGUACUAUCCACUGUCUGCAGGAAGGAAGGUCUGGCUCUUCCUUCGACAUUGGCCCGUAGGCUGGCCGAGAAGUCGUGCCGAAACCUCAGGAAAGCCUUACUUAUGUGUGAGGCCUGCAGAGUGCAGCAAUACCCUUUUACGGAAGACCAAGAAAUCCCAGAGACAGACUGGGAGGUGUAUCUGAGGGAGACUGCAAAUGCUAUUGUCAGUCAGCAGACGCCACAGAGGCUCCUUGAAGUCCGAGGAAGGCUCUAUGAGCUUCUAACUCAUUGUAUACCUCCUGAGAUAAUAAUGAAGGGCCUCCUCUCAGAACUCCUCCAUAACUGUGAUGGGCAGCUGAAAGGGGAAGUGGCACAGAUGGCAGCCUACUAUGAGCACCGACUACAGCUGGGAAGCAAAGCCAUUUAUCAUUUGGAAGCAUUUGUGGCGAAGUUUAUGGCACUUUAUAAGAAGUUCAUGGAGGACGGACUGGAAGGCAUGAUGUUCUGACAGCCAGCAGCUCCUCCAAGCACAACAGAUACCUUGUUUAUAUAAAUUUAUCCUGGGAUUUUGGGUAUAAUAAACUAGCUUUACCUAGUAAUGUA